AUGACGAGCAUAAUACUGAAAAACUACAAACAGACAACGAGGAUAACCGCGAAUUUAUUAAAGUGUGGCAGUAAUCUUUCGAGAAGACAGUACGCUACUACUCUAGAGGACUACAAGAUCACAUGGACACGACCCAAAAAAGAAUCGUAUUUGAUACCUGAGAAAUCCGGCGAUCAAGGGAUAGACAUCAGCGUCAAGGCGUCUGAUAUUCCUUCAAUUUACAGUGAAUCGCCCGAGAUGAAGGACGCCAGUGACAUUGUUAAGACAAGAUUUAUGUUAAACUUUCUACCGUACAAAAAUAUUAGCAAAGUCAAGAUGGAGAAAUUUGUAAACAUAGUACAGAGAUACGAUAACGACACGACAUCGCCGGAAGUUAAAAUUGCUUAUUUAACUGGUAAAAUAUAUGUACUGCGAGAAGUUCUUAUUAAGUAUCCCAAAAAUUCCAAAAUAAGAGUUGCAUUGAAAGAAUUAAUUGACAAGAGAAGAUCGCUUUUGGCGCGCUUGCGGAAGAAAGAUUACAGAUGUUUUGAAUAUGUCUUGGAGAAAAUGAACCUUGUUUACAAACCAUUUCCUGAGCCUCCUACUCAAAUUACGAAGAAAGAAUCUUUGACACGAUUAACGGAGAAAUACUGCGAUAAAAUCGUGCAGGAAAAAUUGGACUCUUACAAAGCAGAAUUGAAAGCACAGCAGAAAGAUUUUUUUGCAGAAAAAGCGGAGAAGCUUGCGUUUAUUAGGGAAGAGGAGAUAGCGUGUGGUUUAAAACCAACGAUUAGCGAAGAGGACAUAGCACGUGCCAAACAAAAAGCGAUGGAAUAUCAAACGUAAUAUUAAUUAACUAGAGAUCAAUAAAUUAUCUAUAAAUUGUAUAAAAUUAAAAAUAUUUACGAUA
Molecule: messenger RNA, 889 nt
Organism: Odontomachus brunneus
Lineage: Eukaryota; Metazoa; Arthropoda; Insecta; Hymenoptera; Formicidae
Gene: bonsai
Product: 28S ribosomal protein S15, mitochondrial
Exons: 4
Coding region: 1-825 (274 amino acids)
Biological process (GO): translation
Cellular component (GO): ribosome
Molecular function (GO): structural constituent of ribosome
Source: RefSeq, a predicted model, not a curated record